AUGUAUUGGUUAUCGUUGAUUAUCCCUAUCUCCAACUACAUCACAAAAUCCCGGAAAUCAAAACGGCAGUACAUGCAAAUCACCAACUCACCAUGUUUGAAUGAAAUUCGGACGGUAACCCUUUCAAAUAACCAUGGCACCUCACGGUCUCAAAUCGUCUCCCCUGACGUCACACUGGCAAUUCGACUAUUCGGCACGCGUUGCGGUGACAGAGGCCGGCGUCACGACGUGCAGCGUCGCUCCUCCUCGCUGCGGAAUUGGCGUCGAACUGAGGGCGCUCUGACGCCGACGCCGCCGCCGAGAGCGUCGCGGCGUCAGGCGGCGACGUCGCGGCUAGACGCGCACGCUUGGCCUCCGAAGAAUUCGGAAAAGACCAUAUCAUCGGUUUUUACUAUCAAAAAUCUUACGUUCUUUACGGUACUUCUACAGGAUGGUCCUUACGUGAAUCCACAUGAUCACAUGAAAAAUAUAUACUCAGGGGUUUACGGGUCGUACCAUAGAAAACCGGAGUCAGAAGUUGCAAAUUUCCGAAUCCGAAGUCUAGAUCUACGUCAAGAUCUCCCUGUAAUAGUCGGAACCGCGAUGACGCGAUGUUCGAAUCCAUAA
This is a messenger RNA of Acanthoscelides obtectus, 606 nucleotides long. NCBI's taxonomy places the organism in Eukaryota, Metazoa, Arthropoda, Insecta, Coleoptera, Chrysomelidae. The record is from the annotation of a GenBank genome assembly.